UAUACUGCAUAUAUUAGUGUAUCAUGUAGACUACACCACUGCAAUUAUCUAACAUUACUGUAUUAUAUGCUGUUGAAUACAUUUGGUUCAGCUGUAAUAAAUUGCAUUUCAAAUAUAUCGACUCCUGUAAUAAUAAUAAUAAUGUUCUGUGAUAUGUAAUCAUCAGGAUGAGCUGAGUGACCUGCAGCAGGAUCUGCUGGAAGUUGAGAAUGCUUCCAGCCUGUUUACAGGUUUACCACACUCAACCCCUCGAAAAACCUGUGCUGCACAUACUGCAGAGUUCAAAGCCCCACUACCUUUGCAGCUCACGAGUCCUGCUCAGACAGCUAAAGGGACAAAGCCAUUGAUUGCCUUGGCACCCAGCUAGACACGUCAAUUGGACACGGCUUCAUCGUCCAUGAUGAUGGCUACCUGUAGGCCAAAAAAAUGUCUAAUCUUUGAUGAAACACACCAAAUUGAUUAUUCCGAAAUGGAUGUCAGUUCAACAUCAGCCUUGGACAUCAGUAUGGCCUCAGAACCUGCCGCUGAUCCUGCUGACUCCAGGUUUCUCCCUGACACAGGCCCGUCCACCUCUACCACAGGAAGCUCAGCAAGCAUUCGUGGACAAUUUAGAGGAUGGAAAGAGAGGAAGUGGCUGGUUAAUGAGUCCAAACUCAUGGAACUAUUCCAAAAAUGCACUUUUUGUGGAGCUGCAAUGUGUGAUGUGAACCAAACUGUGAAAACAUCUGGCAGCAGGAUCAGAGUCACAUGGCAAUGUAACAGUGGACACACUGGAGAUUGGGAAUCAUGCCCAACUGUCCGUGGAAUGGCGGAGAACAACCUGCUAGCAGCAGCAGCAGCAGCAGCAGCAGCAGCAACACUCUUCACUGAUGCUACUUACACAGACAUUGCUGAUUGGGCAGGGCUUUUGAACCUUCAGCUGCCCCAGAAAUCCACCUACUAUAGCAUACAGUCCAGCUACCUGAUUCCAGUUAUCGCAGAAAAUUACAAGCAGCAGGAGGACACUAUAAGAGCAAGACUCAUCUGCCAGACUCUAGAUGGUGAGGAAGUGCAGAUCUGCGGAGAUGGGAGAAGUGAUAGCCCAGGCCAUUCCUGCAAAUACACAACGUAUUCCUUCAUGGAUGACUCCACCAAUCAAAUUGUAUAAUAAUAAUGAUGAUGAUGAUGAUGAUGAUGAUGAUGAUGAUGAUGAUGAUGAUGAUGAUGAUUAUUAUUAAUAAUAAUAAUUCCAAAAGUUCAGUAAUUGUUCUAAAAAGUCUUAUCAGAAAUUUUAUCACAAGUAGGCAGUAACCCUUACUUGUUCCCUCUAGGUGACCCAGGCCAAACGUUCUGUUGCGAUGGAGCCAAUGGGUUUCAAGAAAGGACUGGAAAAGUUCCUAGAUGAAGGGAUCGAUGUAAAGGUUGUCACAACCGACAGACAUCCCUCUAUCAGGAAAAUAAUGAGGGAGGAUUUUCAAAACAGAACACCAGAGGGCUGUUUCACAAAACCUAGAUAGCGGAUUAAGCCGGGAUUUCCCAGUUACCCUGGCUCAAUUUAGCCUUGACUCGGUUUCACAAAAGCAGAUGCACCUAAAUUACCAUGGAGAUUUAUUCUGUGCAAUUAUCUAGUGCUGUAGGCUACUGUACAUUCAUGAAACAACAGGGAGAGGACACCCCAAUGUUUUUUGGGAGAGGACACCACAAUGGUUUUUGACUUUAUAUUUAGCUUGACGGAAAUAACUGAUGAAUAUACUGUUACAUUCAUGUUUACAGUGUGCAUGGAAUUUAUCACUUAAUUAUUUUUUAUAGUUUCUA
Molecule: messenger RNA, 1794 nt
Organism: Perca fluviatilis (European perch)
Lineage: Eukaryota; Metazoa; Chordata; Actinopteri; Perciformes; Percidae
Exons: 3
Coding region: 398-1147 (249 amino acids)
Source: RefSeq, a predicted model, not a curated record